This is a messenger RNA of Gadus morhua (Atlantic cod), 1988 nucleotides long. RefSeq names its product amyloid beta (A4) precursor protein-binding, family B, member 3 (gene apbb3). Gene Ontology annotation, biological process: regulation of DNA-templated transcription. The record is from RefSeq and is a predicted model, not a curated record. Gene Ontology annotation, cellular component: cytoplasm; nucleus. The transcript is spliced from 13 exons. Gene Ontology annotation, molecular function: transcription factor binding; amyloid-beta binding. The coding region runs from base 463 to 1878 and encodes 471 amino acids. Lineage: Eukaryota; Metazoa; Chordata; Actinopteri; Gadiformes; Gadidae.
ACAACAGAGGAAGAGAGAGAAAGGACAUUAGCAGCGACAGAAAGACAUGCAGAGAGAUGGAUAGAGAUACAUAGAGAUAUACAUAGACAUAGCUAUCUAUAGAGAUAUAUAGAUCUACAGACAUGCUAUCUAUAUAGCAUGUCAGCAGCUAGAUAUAUAGCUAGCUAGAUAGAGAUAUAUUUACUGCUAGAUAGAAAGAUAGAGAAAGAGAGAGAAAGAGAGAGAGAGAGAGAGAGAGAGAGAGAGAGAGAGAGAGAAAGAGAGAGAGACAGACAGACAGACAGACAGACAGACAGACAGACAGACAGACAGACAGACAGACAGAUAGACAGAUAGACAGAUAGAUAGAUAGAUAGAUAGAUAGAUAGAUAGAUAGAUAGAUAGAUAGAUAGAGAUAGAAAGGUAGACAGACAGACGGACAGAUAGAUAGAUAGAUGUGAGCGUUUGUGUGAGGGAAGACAGAUGAUUGGACGAAGUACACCAGGUGGCGAUGCACUGGUUGGGAAGGACUACAUGUUGGCCAUCAUUAUGGUCAACUGUAAUGAAAAUAUCUGGUCAGACCAGAGCAGGUCAGAUCCCGAUCUGCCCUCAGACUGGAGGAUGAUCACAGACUCCUCUGGUACUUACUACUGGCAUGUUGCUUCUGGCGCCACCCAGUGGCAUCACCCCUGCGAAUCCAGCAGGAAAGCAAACGGAACAAACCAGUUGACCCCUCCCACCGAACAAGACAUAGAGGAAAGGUCUGUGGACGACUCUGCCACAUCAGACACCAAGGUGUUCUCUGUGCGGUCCAUGGGGUGGGUGGAGGUGCCGGAGGAGGGCUUGUUUCCAGGGCGGAGCAGCCUGACUGUUAACAACAUCAUCCAGCAGCUGUCUCACCACAGGAGCUCAGAGCAGACACACUGCCAAGGGCCCUGGGGAGAGGGCCAGGACAUGCUCUUGGUUUUGAAGAAAGAUACUUUAAGUCUGAUGGAUCCUUUAGACCACACCCUCCUCCACUCCCAGCCAAUCAGUAACAUCCGUGUGUGGGGUGUCGGCUGCAGCAAUGGAAGAGACAGGGACUUUGCGUUCGUCACCGGGGAGAAGGACAGCUGCGUGCUCAAGGGUCACGUGUUCCGCUGCAACGCCCCGGCCAGAGCCAUCGCCACCGUGCUGCAGGACAUGUGUGGCAAGAUUUUGUCUGAUAAAUUGGUCAAACCACCCGACUCUCUGACACUAGAGGACAUCUCCUCUCCAGACCUGCCCUGGCAAGUGGAUCUGCUGGACGCAGUAAGACAGCACGCUCCACACUUUGAUGUCCAGUACAUCGGGAACCUUCCAGUGUCCCGGGCUAUGGGUAUGGAGGUCCUGAACAGCGCCAUCGAGAGCAUAAUGAACACGACGGAGAGAGAGGCCUGGGAGCCCGUCACCCUCCACGUCUCUGACUCCCUGCUGUCCCUCAGGCGGGUGCAGGAAGCGGAGUCCUUAUGGGAGUGUCAGGUGAGUCACCUGACCUUCCUUGGCGUCGGCCACGACAGCCACACCUUCGCGGUGAUCGCCGACGGGGGGGCGCCGGGCUUCCAGUGCCACGUGUUCUGGUGCGAGCCGCACGCCGGACACGUCUCCGAGGCGCUGCAGGCCGCCUGCAUGCUCCAGUACCAGCGGUGUCUCGUGGCGCAGACCCCUCCGGUGAGGUCCAAGCACCGGCACGCUGGGACCGGUCGGGUCCAGAGAGCCAACUCCAUGGACAGCUCCGCCUUCCUCCCGUCGCCCUCCUACUACCACGGCGGCAAUGGGGGCAAGGGCGGCAGCAGCAACUGCAGCAACACCAGCGCAAAGAAGGGAAUGCUAGCUUUCUUUGAGACAUUUCGCAAUAAGCAGGCAACAACCCACUGGUGAUUUGACUUGUUGUGGUUAGUGGCAAUACAAAACCAAUCUAUUGUAUCAGAUGAACUGCAGCUAUUAUUUUUACAAUCAAUUAAAAUAAAACUGACCGCAACAAAUCCUAA